This is a messenger RNA of Zasmidium cellare ATCC 36951, 684 nucleotides long. RefSeq lists its product as uncharacterized. The transcript has a single exon. The record is from RefSeq and is a predicted model, not a curated record. NCBI's taxonomy places the organism in Eukaryota, Fungi, Ascomycota, Dothideomycetes, Mycosphaerellales, Mycosphaerellaceae. The coding region runs from base 1 to 684 and encodes 227 amino acids.
AUGACACUGGAAUCUUCUCAGACGUGGACUGUCGCAAGCCUAUCUGGUGUAGCCUCUUUUUCCAUUUCCGCAAAGGGCGUUACAAAUCCACCCUCAAUUGACAACACCGCCAUCGAAGCUUGCGAGGUCAGACGCAGCAUUCCAAGGUUAUGGAGAUGGCUUAUCGGAGUGGAUUCAACAAGCACGAAGUAUCUAAGGCUCUAUUGUUCCCAAAUUGGCUUGUCGAGAACCGAUUUGGUCAACACAAAGUUCCGCAAGCUUCUUGGAACUGUUCUUGGAGGUCACAUUACUCCAGAGCGCCUCCGCGAUAGGACAGAACCCUGGAUAUCCGAAUCUCUAGAGCACAGGAAGGCAUUACCGUCUACACGGCUGGAUACGCAGCAAUCUACAGAAACUCAAUAUACUGAUAUACCCAAACGGUCUUUACAGCCAACUUAUAGACCUUUGGAUCAGCACGGAGAUACGAUUCGGCUGUUGAGUUUUGACCAAAAACGCACCGCGGGUACCAUUGAGGCGAGUCUGGCACUGUCGACGCUCUCAAAUAUGACUGCAUAUCGCGCGGUUUCAUACGAAUGGGGAACCAAGGCUAGUAAUGAGUCUUCUUCUCUAACAAUGAUAUUGAAAGGCCAUCAAAUCUCCAUUCAGCCGAAUCUGCACAGGUUUCUGACCAGAAUACAACAAUAG